Molecule: messenger RNA, 14409 nt
Organism: Caenorhabditis briggsae
Lineage: Eukaryota; Metazoa; Nematoda; Chromadorea; Rhabditida; Rhabditidae
Gene: Cbr-che-3
Product: Protein CBR-CHE-3
Exons: 63
Coding region: 1-14409 (4802 amino acids)
Biological process (GO): intraciliary retrograde transport; cilium assembly
Cellular component (GO): axoneme; cytoplasmic dynein complex; motile cilium
Molecular function (GO): dynein intermediate chain binding; ATP binding; minus-end-directed microtubule motor activity
Source: RefSeq, a predicted model, not a curated record
AUGCGCUCUAAUGAAAAAAGGUUUUUGAAAAUUAUCAUUAGAGCGCAUUUCCUCAAAAAAUACAAAAUUUUGGGGACAAUUUUUUUCAGAAAAAUAACCAUGGCAUCUGAAAAUAAGGACCAACGAAAAUCGUAUUUUCUCCGGGUGGCGUCUUAUUUGCUCGGAUUGAAUAUUGUUGAGGAAAAGUUGAAAAAUACAGAGCCAUUGGAGACUUUUCUAGACUCAAACACCAAUUUAUUGGUUUUCUCGCGGUCUGAACAGAAACUGGAACUCUCCAACAAAAUGAAGUCUUCUGCUCCAUCGGCCAAUGUCCUCCGAGUGGUUUUCUACAAAACGCAGUCUGUCCCUUUAAACAAUGAGAACUUCAAAAGUGUGGUCAAUGUGAUAUCAGCCAAUGGAACCCUGAAUCAUGUCUUUUUGAAAUCCGUUCAGAAUGUUUUCGGAAAAGAACUCACCGAGGGUAACAACAUGCAACUGAUUGCGGCGGUCAAUGAACUUGAGGAGAGUUUGCUGGCUACUGUGGAAAUGAGUGGAGGAGGUUCUCUACACGAUGAGAUUCGAAGUUGGAAAGGACAAUCGGGACGGGCGGCCCAGGACUAUAACGAUGCGUUCAAACAACUACAAUUACUUGUGGAGACGAUGGAGGAAAGACGAAUUGAUGAGUUAUCAGAACUUGUAGAAACAUUUGAAGACACUUGUGAUGAAUUAUGGAAUUGCGGAGUACCGUAUCCCCAGCCAAGGAUGAAGAUGCUGAUCGAGUACGGAUCGAGUUAUUUGUGUGAGGCCAUUACUUUCAAAAUCGAUGACUCAGCGAUCUGGCGAGACGAAAAAGUGUCGGAUCAGUUGCGAUCAGCAAUCGAUGUGUGUGAUCAAAUGCUGAUCGUAAUUCGUCUACUAACAUCUCAAACCUGGAAACGAAACGUCGAGCACACAUGGGAAGGCGAUCCGAUGGAAAUGAAGUUUCUCAAUGGUUUCAAAGAACGACUCGAUGAAAUUCUGUCGCUUCGAAGUCUGGGAGGCCAGUUGGAAGGACUUUUGGAAGAAAGGGGCAUUCGAGAGGAGACCGAAAAAACGAUAGAGACGGCAAUGAGAGGAAUGGCACCAAUGGCAUAUAAUCCGUUUACGGAACCCAAUUGGAAGAGUCGACUGCUGGUGGCGGAGAGGGCGAUUGAGGGGACAAUUGAUAGGACGCUGCCGAUUUUAAAGCAGAGACUUGCACCGAGUAAUGGAGAUAGUCAGAGUAUCGUUCUAAGCCUGGAAAAGCUGAAAAGCUUCCUGUGCCGAGCCAACAUCAAGGAGAAACUUCAACACGAGCGGGAAAUGUUCCUGAAUCGUUUGAUAUCAAUGCUAUCACAGAAAAAUCAGGAAUUCAGCGAGAAAUCUCUUCAAGUCGACGCUAAAAAUUUUCAAUUUCUCACAGAAGUCGCCGCGAGAAUCGUCUGGAUUCGGCAGCAGACAAGUCAGAUGGAAAGUAUCAGAUCGCUGUCGAAAAUGAUGUUGAACGAUAUCUCGAACUACAAUCAAUUCGCACAAAAGCUGGAUGAAUUUAUUGAAAAACUACAGUAUGCCGAGAAGGAGUGUUUCGAUGAUUGGUGUCGAGAAACCGUCGGGUUGAUUGAUAAUAAAAAUGAGACGAUAAAUCUAGAAACGACUGGAAAGAUUAUGUAUUUGGAAGCGUCGAAUCGAGAGUUGAAUGAAGUCCGCCAACUGAGCAGUUUGGGAUUCAACAUUCCAUCGAAGAUCCUGUCAUGCGCUAACAAUGGAGAGAAGUACUAUCGAUUUGGUGUUAUCCUCAAACAGAUUGCUCAUUUUUAUAAUACCAUCGAUCAACAGAUGAUUCCGUCGCAACAGUCUCUCAUGCUGGAAGAAGCAAUUGCAUUUGAAAAACUGGUUAUUCCAAGGAAGGAUGCCUCCAACUCGGCUUCGAAAGUAACAUGGAACGAUCCAAAACAACUGGAAGAGUUCAUUGUCCAACUGCAAACCGCCGAACAAAAAUUGUCGAAUCGAAACCGUCGGUUGCGAAAUGUUCAUAUGGAAUUGAUAGAAAUGGUUGAGAAAUUGAUGGAUUUGAAUAUUGUGAAACAGAAUAAUGAGUGGAAAGAGAUUAUUCUGAAGAUUCGAUCGAAAAUGAAGGAGGAAGAAGUUGUACAUGGAGCGGCGAGGAAUAAUAUGAAGCCGUGGUUGAUUCAUUGGGAUUUUCAAUUGUAUAAGGCUCUUCUAAUCCAAUACGAAUGGGGAAUCGAAAGUAUCCAAUCUCAAUUAUCCACAAUUUCCGUCAGUCUAGUUUUUGUCGAUCAAAAAAUCCAACUGCGUCCGGCAAUCGAAGAAAUCCGUUCCAAAUAUUACAAAGAGCUCUGUCGAUUUUUAAGAAUUCCAGACAAAUUUCGAGGAGUUCAGGAGGAUGAGACAUCAACCAAAUUCUACGCCCAAAUGAUCGAACGAAGUAUGCAUUUGUUGCCAUCAGUCUACGAGAAAGCUGAGCAAUUGAUGCAAAAAGUGGAGACUUGUGAUGCCAUUUUCGUGGAUUGGCUAGUCAUCUCCCAAGUGGACCUCGAGGAGCUUAUUGAGGAAAAUUUGAAAACCGCAGCGGAUUGGGAAUCGCAGUUUAAGAUUUUGAAAGCCAAAGCAAGAGAGGCCGAACGUUUGCCACAUGAACUCAAAUUCGAGUGCAUAUUGGUGAGUACUGCUGGUGUUAAAACUGCAAUCGAGGAUGCGAUUCAGAGAUUGUACGAUGCGCUGACAUGGACUUUAAGACACUCCAUCUCCACGACGUCCACCUCUAUAAGCACAUUUCUCUCUCAAGCUAUCGAAGUCCUGAAUACAGUACCCGGAUCCUUGGAUGAAGUCGCCGAGGCCAAUGCGAAACACGUCAUCUUUGCUGAAACGAAUCGUCAGCUGAAAAUGGAAUGGAAAGUCAUGGAGGAGCAAUUGACACUGUUGAGAUCAGUUGCUGGUCAAGGAAUGGAGCAGAUUGAUAACUUGGAACAAACAUGGGAUCGAUUUGAGCUGAUGUUAGAUGCGCAUCAAGGAGUUAUUAAGGAACAAGUCGAGGCGUUGAAGACCAACGUUGAAACAUCAAUCAAGGGAAUGAAGGAUGAGGCGGAGAAGCUGAAAGCGAGAUGGGACCAAUUCAAGCCAAGAAGUGAUGCAUUACAAGGCGAUCGAGAGGAAAUGCUAAAAGCGAUUCAGUUUAUUAAAGAAAAACGAGUUCAGUGGCAAGAGCUGAGUGAUGGAAGAGAGAAAAUUGAUUUACAAAUUUCAGCUAGCUAUUCUAGUUUUCAAGAUAAUCGUUUCCAGAUCGUUCUAAGCCUGGAAAAGCUGAAAAGCUUCCUGUGCCGAGCCAACAUCAAGGAGAAACUUCAACACGAGCGGGAAAUGUUCCUGAAUCGUUUGAUAUCAAUGCUAUCACAGAAAAAUCAGGAAUUCAGCGAGAAAUCUCUUCAAGUCGACGCUAAAAAUUUUCAAUUUCUCACAGAAGUCGCCGCGAGAAUCGUCUGGAUUCGGCAGCAGACAAGUCAGAUGGAAAGUAUCAGAUCGCUGUCGAAAAUGAUGUUGAACGAUAUCUCGAACUACAAUCAAUUCGCACAAAAGCUGGAUGAAUUUAUUGAAAAACUACAGUAUGCCGAGAAGGAGUGUUUCGAUGAUUGGUGUCGAGAAACCGUCGGGUUGAUUGAUAAUAAAAAUGAGACGAUAAAUCUAGAAACGACUGGAAAGAUUAUGUAUUUGGAAGCGUCGAAUCGAGAGUUGAAUGAAGUCCGCCAACUGAGCAGUUUGGGAUUCAACAUUCCAUCGAAGAUCCUGUCAUGCGCUAACAAUGGAGAGAAGUACUAUCGAUUUGGUGUUAUCCUCAAACAGAUUGCUCAUUUUUAUAAUACCAUCGAUCAACAGAUGAUUCCGUCGCAACAGUCUCUCAUGCUGGAAGAAGCAAUUGCAUUUGAAAAACUGGUUAUUCCAAGGAAGGAUGCCUCCAACUCGGCUUCGAAAGUAACAUGGAACGAUCCAAAACAACUGGAAGAGUUCAUUGUCCAACUGCAAACCGCCGAACAAAAAUUGUCGAAUCGAAACCGUCGGUUGCGAAAUGUUCAUAUGGAAUUGAUAGAAAUGGUUGAGAAAUUGAUGGAUUUGAAUAUUGUGAAACAGAAUAAUGAGUGGAAAGAGAUUAUUCUGAAGAUUCGAUCGAAAAUGAAGGAGGAAGAAGUUGUACAUGGAGCGGCGAGGAAUAAUAUGAAGCCGUGGUUGAUUCAUUGGGAUUUUCAAUUGUAUAAGGCUCUUCUAAUCCAAUACGAAUGGGGAAUCGAAAGUAUCCAAUCUCAAUUAUCCACAAUUUCCGUCAGUCUAGUUUUUGUCGAUCAAAAAAUCCAACUGCGUCCGGCAAUCGAAGAAAUCCGUUCCAAAUAUUACAAAGAGCUCUGUCGAUUUUUAAGAAUUCCAGACAAAUUUCGAGGAGUUCAGGAGGAUGAGACAUCAACCAAAUUCUACGCCCAAAUGAUCGAACGAAGUAUGCAUUUGUUGCCAUCAGUCUACGAGAAAGCUGAGCAAUUGAUGCAAAAAGUGGAGACUUGUGAUGCCAUUUUCGUGGAUUGGCUAGUCAUCUCCCAAGUGGACCUCGAGGAGCUUAUUGAGGAAAAUUUGAAAACCGCAGCGGAUUGGGAAUCGCAGUUUAAGAUUUUGAAAGCCAAAGCAAGAGAGGCCGAACGUUUGCCACAUGAACUCAAAUUCGAGUGCAUAUUGGUGAGUACUGCUGGUGUUAAAACUGCAAUCGAGGAUGCGAUUCAGAGAUUGUACGAUGCGCUGACAUGGACUUUAAGACACUCCAUCUCCACGACGUCCACCUCUAUAAGCACAUUUCUCUCUCAAGCUAUCGAAGUCCUGAAUACAGUACCCGGAUCCUUGGAUGAAGUCGCCGAGGCCAAUGCGAAACACGUCAUCUUUGCUGAAACGAAUCGUCAGCUGAAAAUGGAAUGGAAAGUCAUGGAGGAGCAAUUGACACUGUUGAGAUCAGUUGCUGGUCAAGGAAUGGAGCAGAUUGAUAACUUGGAACAAACAUGGGAUCGAUUUGAGCUGAUGUUAGAUGCGCAUCAAGGAGUUAUUAAGGAACAAGUCGAGGCGUUGAAGACCAACGUUGAAACAUCAAUCAAGGGAAUGAAGGAUGAGGCGGAGAAGCUGAAAGCGAGAUGGGACCAAUUCAAGCCAAGAAGUGAUGCAUUACAAGGCGAUCGAGAGGAAAUGCUAAAAGCGAUUCAGUUUAUUAAAGAAAAACGAGUUCAGUGGCAAGAGCUGAGUGAUGGAAGAGAGAAAAUUGAAGGAACCACCAUCGAAAAGCUAAAAUUCGCGGAUCUCCUCUCCGUUUCCAAAGCUAUCAUUGAAAAUGCGGACCAGUUGAAACAGUUGAACUCUCGUGCUCAAGGAGAAGUUGCCAUACGAGAUGCGAUUCAAGAAUUGACACUAUGGGCUGCUCAAACCGAAUUCACAUUGGCUGAUUAUAAACAUUCGAAUGGGCAGAACUUGAAAAUCAUCAAAGAAUGGAAGGAGUCGAUUAAUUCGCUCAAAGACAGUCAAGCUCUGCUUCAAUCGCUCAAAUCCUCACCCUACUAUUCUCAAUUCUCGGAUAAGACAGCAGUAUGGGAGACGCGUCUUGCCGAUUUGGAUGUGUUCCUGGCACAAAUGAACGAGAUUCAAAGGAAAUGGAUUUAUCUAGAGCCAAUUUUCGGGAGAGGAGCGUUGCCAUCCGAAGCUUCGCGAUUCUCGAGAGUGGACUCUGAGUAUCGAGCAAUUUUGAAUGACGUAUCCAAAGAUGCUAGAUUAGUAUCGCUGUGCAGCAGACAGUCGCUGAAAAAGUCGUUGGAACAAAUCGUGGAUCAAUUGAAUCGAUGUCAGAAGGCCUUGAAUCAGUUCUUGGAGCAAAAACGAACCGCUUUCCCGCGAUUCUACUUCAUUGGAGACGAUGAUCUUCUAGAGAUCCUUGGCCAAUCAACCAAUCCGCAAGUGAUUCAAACUCAUAUGAAGAAGCUGUUCCAGGGGAUCAAUCGAGUCGUUUUCUCAUCAACCGGAGAGACGAUAACAUCAAUGGUGUCAGCUGAAGGAGAGACUGUACCUCUGUCGAAAAGUGUUCGAAUCGUUCCACAGGUGGAAACAUGGCUCCAAGAGUUGUCGGACGAAAUGAGGAGAACGUUGAAGACGUUGACGGCUCAGGCUGUAGCAGAUGGACAAAUUUCAUUGGGAAAAUACCCGUCGCAAGUUUUGUGUCUCGCUGAGGAGGUCAAGUUUAGUGCCAGUGUUGAGAAUAUCCUCAACUCCUCAUCCGACCUGUCUUCAUUAAAAUCGCAACUUCAAGAGAAACUGAAAUCUCAUACGAACAUGAAAGUCGAUGAUAAAGUGUCGGAUCUCAAAUUGAAAUCACUGAUUCUCGAUCUCAUCCAUCAUAUCGAUGUGGUCGAUCAGUUAAUGGACAAUAAGGCGAAAGGAAUAAAUUGUUGGACUUGGCAAAGGCAAUUGAGGUUCUAUUUGGUGAAUGGAGGAAUCGUGUUGAGACAGGUGUCCAGUGAGUUCGAAUACACCUACGAGUAUCAAGGAAACUAUGCGAAACUUGUGCAUACACCGCUGACGGAUAAGUGCUAUUUGACUUUGACACAAGCUAUGUACAUGGGACUUGGAGGUAAUCCAUACGGACCUGCUGGUACCGGAAAGACAGAAUCCGUGAAGGCGUUGGCGGCACUAAUGGGUCGUCAGGUGUUGGUAUUCAAUUGUGACGAAGGAAUCGAUGUGACGUCGAUGGGACGAAUAUUCACUGGAAUUGUCGAGUGCGGAGCGUGGGGAUGUUUCGAUGAGUUCAAUCGAUUGGAUUCGACUGUCCUUUCCGCGGUUUCAAUGCAAAUUCAAACCAUUCAAGGUGCAAUAAAAUCGCGAGCUGGCUCAUGUACCUUUGGAGGCAAAAAUGUUCAAGUCAACCCGAAUUCGGCAAUUUUCGUAACCCUGAACCCGGCUGGAAAGGGUUAUGGAGGACGGCAAAAAAUGCCGGAUAACUUGAAACAGUUGUUCCGAGCGGUGGUUAUGGGAAAACCAGAUAACGAGCUGAUUUCGUCUACGAUUUUGUAUUCGGAAGGAUUUGUGGAUGCUACGUCGUUGGCAAGGAAGAUAGUGUCCGUAUUCCAACUAUCCCGUCAAAUGCUCUCCAAACAACAACACUACGAUUGGGGACUCCGAGCUCUAAAAGUGGUCCUAGGUGGAUGUGGAGCUCUUCGACGAGCUCAGCCGAACAAGAAUGAGACGGAUUUGGUGGUCCAGGCGCUUCUACUGAACACACUCUCAAAACUGACAUUCUCUGAUUCGGAAAGAUUCAAUUCUCUGAUAGACGACAUUUUCGCAAAUGUGACGAAGGAGAUGACAAAGUUUGAGGAGCUCGUAGAGCCAUUGGGAGUGGCCGCAAAGGAAAUAGGAAUUAGUUUGGGGGAAAAACAGAUGGAGAAGGUUUUCCAGCUCUACGAGCAAAUGCGUCAACGUAUCGGAGUGGUGGUUGUCGGUGCCGCUGGAUCUGGAAAAUCCACAAUCUGGAAGGUUCUUCAACGAGCACUGAUCCUAACGAAAAAGCCCCUGAGAGUGACUCAAUUCAAUCCAAAAGCUGUGAAUCGAAACAAGUUGUUGGGUAAUAUGGAUAUGGACACAAGAGAAUGGACAGAUGGAAUUAUAACAAUGGCAGCGAGAGAAGUGCAAAAAGAUACUACAGUACACCAUUGGAUUGUGUGUGAUGGGGAUAUUGAUCCGGAAUGGGUUGAAGCGUUGAACUCGGUGUUGGAUGAUAAUCGAUUGCUCACAAUGCCGUCUGGAGAGCGAAUUCAAUUCGGGUCCAACGUGAAUUUCCUCUUCGAAACCGACUCUCUGCAGUUUGCCUCACCAGCUACAGUAUCCCGAAUGGGAAUGAUUUACAUAAGCGAAGAAGACGUGAAACCUCAAGGCAUCGUUGCGAGUUGGCUCGCAAAGAAUUCAGAAGACGUGCACGCUGAAACAGCCACGUGGCUUGAAUCUCACUUCUGGAGAUGUUUCAAAUGGGUUCAAACGAAGCAAAUACCAGGAAUCACCAGUUUCGCUUUAUUGAAAAACGGGCUGACGCAUUUGAAAUCAGCCAAAACCAAAACGCAUUUUUUGGUGCUCCUAUUCAACGGAUUCAUGCCCUACGUCGUGCCAGAAUCUCGAAAUGAAUUCGCGAAAAGUGUAGUUUUCCAAGGGAUUACUGUAGCUGACCCCAAGAAUAUUUGCUACGACGAGCGGGUCGAUGGAGUCAUGACGUAUUCAGAUGACGUGACACAGAAUGUGACGAAGGAAGAAGUCGAGAGAGAAGAUUUGAGACCAUUUGUACAAACUGCCGAUAUUCAGAGAUAUUCGGAUAUUAUCGGCUCGUGGCUCCGCCCCGGGAACCGGGAAAGCUUCCUAAUCACGGGAACAACGGGAUGUGGAAAACAACAACUUCUCAAACAUUGCUUUCAAAACGAUCCAGAAUCUCAGUUGGCCAGUUUAUAUUGCUCAGCGCAGUCUAGCUCCGCACACUUGCUGCAAUUGAUUCAACAGAACUGUGUGCAGGCUAGUAAUCCGACGGGACGCGUGUGGAGGCCAAAAGAUCGGCCGAAUAUGAUUCUUUUCUUGAAGGGCAUCAAUUUACCAGCACCGGAUAAGUACGGCACCAACGAACUCCUGGCACUUCUCCAACAACUUCUAACCUAUCAAGGAUUCUUCGAUCACAAUUUAGAAUGGGUUUCAAUCGAAAACAUUCAAUUCGUUGGGUCCAUGAACCCACUCGGCGACGGUGCAUCCACAAAUAUCUCCAAUCGCCUCUUCUCCCUUCUUCGAUGUAUCUCUCUGAACAACACGGACACUCCCCAGCUGACUUCUAUCUACCGUACCUAUCUAACUCCAAUUCUUGAAGACGUUGGAGAACGAAAUUCAGAAACACUCGCUUCUCGAAUGGUUGAUGUCUAUACCAAGGUUCAACAAAGCUUCAAACCCUCUGACAGUAUCGUAUUCCAAUUUUCGCCCAGAGACCUUACCAAUUGGGUAGUCUCACUUUUGAGACAUGAGCUGGAUCAAGGCAAACUGGAAGGAGUGAUUUGUUUCGAGGGAAAACGAAUAUUUGCGGAUCGACUGCCAACCGAAAACGAUAAACAGAAAUUUGAGGAUAUUCUGAGAAAUGUGAUUCCAGUGUCGCAAAGUGCAGUUGACACAUUUUUGAUAUCUUUCACAGGAGACGAGAUAACUGAUCACAAAGUGCAAGCAUCGUAUUGGCGCAGCCUACGGCGCCGACCACAUUGCCAGAAGCGGUACAAAGUCUACGUCACAACUGGAUCCGUUGUACCUGGAGAGAGUAACACAGGUCUUCCACUAACUCCGAUCAACAUGAAGGAAUACAAUCAACUCUUGUUGAAAUCAAUUAAUCGAUUCACCUUCGAAGUGGCCAACUUCAAUUCGCCCCUUACCAGUCAAUUAUCCUAUUUCUGUGCAUGCCUUGAUCGUGUUCUAACCACCCCCGGUGGUCAUUUAUUCCUACCCGGACGGACUGGAUUUGGACGAAGAGAUGGUGUUCGACUAGUUGCUCAUAUGCACAAUAUCCAAGUGUUCUCGCCGGCGGUGACAGCGAAUUUCUCAUCGAAACAGUUUGAUAAUGAAAUGAAAGCGGCCAUCACCCAAGCUAUCACGAACAACGAACACGUCGUUCUGAUUCUUGAAGAUCAUCAACUUCGGAAAAAUGUCUUCCUUCAAGCCAUAAAUUCUUUAUUGGCUAGCGGAAAUGUGCCCGGAUUGUUCACUCAACAAGAAUUGGAUGGGCUAGUGGCGCUGGUGUCUGAAGCAGCCAAUCAGGCGUCGUUCACAGGGGCAUUGCAACAGUUUUUGGCGCAUCGAAUCCGAAGCCUGGUCCAUGUCGUGUUGAUUCUUGAAGUGGAAGCCAAUGAUUUCAAACUGAACAUCACUGAAAAUCCAGCGAUCCUGAAACAUUGUAACGUAAUCUUUGCUGAUCGAUUCGAUAAAUCUAGCUUGAACGAGAUUCCCAAGCUAUUAAUGGAAUCAAAAGGCAUCACAGCAACCGACUCGAUUCUAACUGGAUUCCCGGAUAUUCUCAUCAACCUGCCUGAAAAUUUAUCCAUUCAAACAAUUAAAUACAGGCAGUUUGUAGAAAAUUGUUGUCAGCUGUUGGGCUAUAAACGGAGUACACUUUCAGCUAGACUUGAUAGGUUGAAGGGCGGAGUUUCAAAACUGAACGAAGCUCGUGAAGAAGUGGCGAAAAUGCAGAAAAAAGCUGGCAAAAAAAGUAAGCUACUCGCUGAAAAACAGGCGGAAGCUGAUGAGGCGUUGAAGGCGAUUACGGAGAGUAUGAGUGGAGCAGAAGACCAAAAACUGUCCAUGGAGCAGUUGAAAGAGGCGACCGAGAAGGAAAAUGUGGUUAUUGAGGAGAAGAAAGCCAAGAUAGAUGAGCAAUUGAAAGAAGUGCAGCCGUUAAUUGAUGAAGCCCGUCGAGCUGUUGGAUCGAUCAAAUCCGAGUCGCUCAGUGAGAUCAGAAGUCUUCGUGCACCUCCUGAAGCCGUGAGAGACAUUCUACAAGCCGUUUUAGUAUUCAUGGGUAUUCUGGAUACGUCUUGGGAGGCUAUGAGAAAAUUCUUGUCGAAAAGCGGGGUGAAGGAUGAUAUAAUGAAUUUCGAUGCGAAUCGAAUCACAAGCGAGAUUCACAAGAAGGUGACGGCUAUUGUCAAACAAAAGUCUGCAUCUUUUGAGGAAGCGAACGCUAAACGAGCAUCGGCAGCGGCUGCACCAUUGGCCGCAUGGGUAAAGGCGAAUUUGGAGUACUCAAAGAUUUUGGAAAAGAUUUCUCCUUUGGAAAAUGAAAAGAAUAAGCUGAUAAAAAAUCUCAAAAAAGCUGAAAAACAAAUGGAAAAUCUAUCCAAAGGCUUGCAAAGUGUUGACGAAGUGGUUGGGGAGUUGAAACGGAAAUUCGAAGUGCUGAUGAAAGAAGCGACGCAGAUAAAAGUGGAUUUGGAUCGAGAACAAGACACGAUUCGGAUAGCUGGCACACUUGUUGAGAGUCUUUCCGGCGAGUUUGAGAGAUGGAAAGUGCAAAUUGAGACAUUGGUAGAGGAGCAGUCAAAGAUAGAAAUGUGCUCUCUUAUCACCUCUGCGUUCCUCACCUAUCUUGGUGGUUGCUCAGAAAAAGAUAGAAAAUCACUACUAAAAUCCAUGUGUAAAACAUUCAAUAUGCCCUCUGGCUUCAACCCUCUCUCCUUUGCCAGCCUGGAAACCGAGCAACUAAACUGGAAAACCAAAGGACUACCAGCAGAUCAACUCUCCCUAGAAAACGGAUCGAUAAUGUUCAAUUCACAGCAUGUGCCUUUAAUCAUCGAUCCAUCUGGACAAGUGUCAACGUUCCUGGCCAAGUUUCUGGAUAAAUCUGAAACAUUCAAAGCUGCUCAACCGGACCUUAUGACUCAAAUCGAGUUGGCGAUUCGAUUUGGAAAAACUAUAAUCGUAGAAGAUGUGGUGGAGUUCGAUGCAGCACUGAUUCCGAUUCUAAGAAGGGAUUUAUCAAGUCAGGGACCACGUCAAGUCAUCUCCUUUGGUGGAAAAUCGAUUGACUAUAACUCCGAUUUCAAAAUCUUUAUUUGCACCAGAGACGAUAAAGUUGAAAUAAGACCCAAUGCAUCUGCCCAAUUGAAUAUUGUGAACUUUACAACUACGAUAAGUGCUCUCUCUGCUCAGCUUCUCGACGUCGCUAUCCAUCUUGAAAAGCCGGAGCUAGAAGAGCGAUCAUCGAGUCUUCUCCGAGACGCUGAGCUCAAAAAAUUGGAGCUUGAGGGUUUGGAGCAGUUGUUGCUCCAACAGUUGGCUACGUCACAGGGAAAUCUUCUGGAGAACACUGCACUUUUGGAUUCGUUGAACAAGUCGAAAGAGAGUGCCGAGAUUAUUAGUAAGAGUAUUGUGGAGAGUGAGCAAUUGCACAAGGAAUUGACUACGCAAAAAGAAAUCUAUGUGCCGUUGAGUCAAUUCACUUCAAGCCUUUUCUUCUCGUUCUCCAAUCUACAGUACUACAAUUCAAUGUACAAUUAUAGUGUCAACACGAUAAUGAAGCUUUUUGAAAAGACUAUCAAGUCGUGUGAGGACAAAAGCUCAACUCGUGUAGAAAGCCUUGCUCGUCAAAUGCAGCUUACCGUAUUCUAUCAUAUCUCUCGUGGAAUCUUCCGUCAGGACCGUUUGAUGUUCGCUGUCGCCUUCAUAAAUGCAACACAACCGAAAAUGUUUCAACCAAAAGAGUGGGAACUGUUCACAGGGGUUCUCGUAGACGAAUCAACGGAUCUUAGUGGCAUCCGAGUGUCCUGGAUUGCUCCAGAUCGUCUUCCAUCUCUAGCCAGAAUCCGAAACCAUCUUCCGAGUCUCUUCAAUAAUUUCCAAAUUGGCGACGACGCGACGUGGAGCGAAUUCGCAAAGAUGCUCCAGUGCGAAACGGCGUUUCCGAGGAAUGUUGAAGUGAAAAUGACACAUUUCCAGAAGGUUCUUUUCAUACAGGCCGCAAGACCAGAACGGUUGUAUAAUUGUUUGAUGGAUUUUGUGCUCAAGACGUUGAACAUCCCCUCAAUCAAUCCACCAGCUUUUGAACUCCGUCACAUCUUCUCAGAAUCCGAAUCCUCCGAACCCAUCCUCUUUAUCCUUGCCGAUGGAGCAGACCCAUCCCAGGAGCUCGCGGAGCUCGCCAGCGCUCUUAAAGUACCGUACCACUCGAUUUCCAUGGGACAGGGACAGGAGCAAGCCGCGUAUGAAGCAAUUCGGAACUCGGCCGCUAAUGGGGAAUGGUUGUGUUUGAACAAUUUACAUUUGAUGCUUCAAGCGGUCCCGUCGAUUUUUAAGCACCUUUCCCUCACAACGCCCCACGAGAACUUCCGCCUAUGGUUGACUACAGAAGCAGACGCCCGUUUCCCCUCAAUGAUGCUCCAGCAAUCGCUAAAAAUCACAUUUGAACCGCCGCCAGGCGUCCGGAACAACCUGCUGCGGACCUAUAUACAAAUCGAUCGAAAUGGGCGGAGUGUUGUGACGUGUCAAUCGAUAUUUGUGUUAGCUUGGCUUCAUGCCCUUCUUCAGGAGAGACGAACUUUCAUUCCACAGGGAUGGACCAAAUUUUAUGAGUUCUCAGCUAGUGAUGUGAGAGUUGCCAAGUCGUUUGUAGAGCAAUUGACUGAGAAUAAAUCCGAUUGGGAAUUCGUCCGUGGAAUUCUGAAGUUCGUGAUCUACGGCGGUCGAAUCGAGAAUGAUUUCGAUGCGAAAGUUCUCGAAUCCUAUUUAAAUAUUUUGUUUUCCGAUGACAAAAUUAAUGGGCGCACUGGCCAGCAAUUGGUGAAAGGAAUCGAUAUUCCAGCGAGUACUAAUGUUCAGGAAUACAUCUCGCACAUCUCAAAGACGGUCCCAUCCGUCGACGAACCAUUCCUCUUUGGUCUUCCCGAAAAUAUCAAAUAUUCAUGGCAAAUCGUAGAAGCCGAUCGAACGAUUUCAUCGAUACGAACACUAGCACUGGGCGACUCGAAAAAUGCGCUCUCUUCGAAUAACACCUCCGAAUCGAUAUCCCAAAUAAUUUCGCUAUGGAGAAAAUUGUGUCAAUCGGAUGAUCUCCCAAAAAAAGAGCUGCCAAAAAAUACAUCAAAAUCGUCGGAUCCAAUCAAUGAGGUCUUGUGUUUGGAGACGAUAAACGCACUGAUUUUGAUCAGAAACCUCCAUAAAAGCAUUGGAGACGUCGCCAAAUCCAUGAAGAAUCCAUCGUUGGCAUCUGGAGUCACUCAGAAGACGAUCCAAUCGUUGAUCUUUCAACAGACACCUGAUGAAUGGGAUCGAUUGUGGGCGGGGCCAACGGACCCCGCGGAUUUUUUGAACGCGGUGGUGAAGAAGACGCGGGGAACGAUGCAGAUUUUUUUUGAAUUUUUUGAAAUUUUGAUUUUUUUGCAGCUCUACGAAGCCUCCAAAUCCUCGUCGAUCCUCUCCUCUCCCAUCGAUUUUUCGGAUCUCUUCUAUCCGAACAUCUUCUUGAAUGCAUUGAGACAAACCACGUCUCGACAACUCCAAAUUCCGUUGGAUCAACUGAUUCUCUCUUCCGCCUGGACACCAUCCCAACUUCCACCGAAACAGUGUGUCCAGGUGCAGGGUCUUCUACUCCAAGGUGCCACUUUCGAUUCGUUCCUCCGUGAGACUACCGUAUCCAGUGCUGCCUACGUACAGGCGCCGAUCCUCUACUUGGCAUGGACUUCUGACAGCUCUUCGACGAUCACUGGCGAGCAAAUCCAGGUGCCGCUGUACAAUUCCAGUGAGCGUUCCGACUUGAUCACCGCUGUCAACAUGCCGUGUCGUGGUGCCGAUCAAUGGAACAUCGCAGCUGUUGCCCUAUUUCUGCGAUAA